Molecule: messenger RNA, 369 nt
Organism: Closterium sp. Naga37s-1
Lineage: Eukaryota; Viridiplantae; Streptophyta; Zygnematophyceae; Desmidiales; Closteriaceae
Source: the annotation of a GenBank genome assembly
AUGGGCGAGCGCUUCACAUACCGCCGCAGGCACCCCUAUGCCACGCGCUCGAACCUCCGCCGCACCAUCCGCACCCCAGGAGGCAAGCUCACAAUCCAGUACAUCGCCAAGAGAGCCAAUGGCGUCAAGUGCGGCAAGUGCCCGCGCAUCCUCCCUGGUGUCCCCGCGCUCCCCGCGCACAAGCUCACGCGCAACCUGAUGUCGCGCAAGCAGAAGAGCGUCACGCGCAUCUACGGCGGCGCCAUCUGCGGGAAAUGCGUGCGCGAGAGAAUCAUCCGCGCAUUCCUGGUGGAGGAGCAGAAGAUCGUAAAGAAGGUGCUCAAGCUGCAGAAGUCCAAGGAGAAAAUUGCCUCCAAGGUCCCCGCUUAA